AUGUUAGCACCUAUAGAAAAAAUUACACGUCGUAUUUCUGGUGCAGAUUAUCCAACAUUUAGUGCUGUUUAUCUAUAUAUAGAAAUUCUCAAGAAGUCAUUUGUUUCGCAGUUAAAUAAAGGAGAAACAAAACAACAAUAUCUUAACCUAAUUUAUGGUUAUAAUUCUGAUAAAGAUAAAAGUACAGAUGAUAGUUCAAGUUCAGUUAGUGAUGAUAAUGAUACACCAAGUUGUGGAACUCGUCGACAUUGCAUACAACAAGGCACUAAUAUUGAUAAUAAUAAUAAAGUUGAAUACUUGCCUUCUAUUAAUCCAAGUGGUUUGUUGCAAAGAGUUCGAGCUGCUAUAUUUUUGUCUCUGAAUAAGCUUUGGACUAUACCUUCUGAUGCUGCAUUAAUGGCGUCUACUCUAGACCCAUGGUUUAAAAUUUUUCAAUGGGCACCAGAUCAAUUAGCUGAUGCAAGAAGAUUACUUGAACGCAUUGGGCUUAAUGAAGAUCCAAUAAAGUGGUGGCAAUCACAUAAAGCUAAAUUGCCAAUUCUUGCACAAUUGGCCAGGAAAUAUCUUUCAAUUCCAGCAACUUCGGUUCCAUCUGAAAGAUUAUUUUCUGAUGCUAAUAAUCAUGUUACAUCAAAAAGAACAUGA
Cetraspora pellucida is the source of this 645-nucleotide messenger RNA. Lineage: Eukaryota; Fungi; Glomeromycota; Glomeromycetes; Diversisporales; Gigasporaceae. The record is from the annotation of a GenBank genome assembly.